GGACGGAAGGAACGGCUUUUUUUGCUAGCCCGGCCAUGGACGCAUCGCCGGGCUUGGUCGGCCCCAUGGCGCUCAAGUUCGCCCAGAACAUGUCCUGGAACACGAACGAGGACAAAUUGGCCUUGAACUUCAGCAAAACCGGUGCCGGCGGGGCCCUGGACGACGGCGGGCCACCGUCCCCUUUCCUCAUGGGAGGAGUGCCUUCCAGUCCCUCACCCGACGACAAGGGCCGUUCGGCGGGCGUCGGCGGAGCGACGGCCGGAGGCGUCGGUCCCCUGCUGCCCACGGCACAGCCCGCCGGUUUCCCCUUGCUGGGAGGCAAGCAGCCGGGUGGCUUUCCCCUGUCCCUGUUGUACGGGCAGCCCUCAUCGUACCUGCUCGUCGGGUCGGCGCCCUUCAUGCCGCUGCCGCCGCAGGGAGACCUGUCGCGGGGGCUCCUGUUCCCACCCUUGCACGCGGGAUUCGACCCCCUCGCCAAGGUACUCCAGGCCGAGCGGAUGGCAUCGUGCCUGGACCUAGCGGCCCGCUCGUACGCGCACCAGCAAGCCGCGGCCGCCGCCCACCAGCAGCGUACCGGGGCCAACAAGGGCGGCUCGUCGCCCCACGACGUUCGCAGUCAGCUGCUGGGCGCCCCGACGUUGCCUUUUCCCCCGGGACUGCACGACCGGUGGCGGUCGCCGCACCACGUGCAGGACCUGAUGUCGUCGGCCGGCGACAACGCGGCGUCCCCGCCGUCUCCCUUCGGAACGGACCGCAGCGGCUCGCCCGCCAAGGGCCUGGACCUCAAGAGGACGGACCACCUGGCGGGUCCCCUCGGAUCUCCGAAGUGGACGCUGGGCCAGGCGACCAGCUGUCCCGUUUGCGGUAUCACCUUGGCGCAGGCGCAGAUGGCCGACCACUUCCAGCUCGAGAUGGACAAGCUAGCAGACUUCUACAGUUGUCGCCGGUGGGUCGACCGGACACACGAGGACAGCAUGCCACUGCAACCGGAACCUCAAUCUGCCUGUCGGACAGCCUACGAGGCCGGCAAGCGAUCACCCCUCUCUCGGUGGGAGACCUACCUCAAGGUUCGCGGUAACCGUCAUCAGCGAUUGAAUGCGCUGUGCGGUCGUCGUCGUCGCGCCGAGCUCCCGCUGGACCUACAGUCGGCGGACGGCGGUUCCCCACCGGGCACGCCCCGGAGUAGACCUCCGCCGCUCAAGGUCGAGCUGUCGGACGCCUCCUACGAGUCUGCCGCCGAGCGUUGCCGAUCGGGAUCUCCGGGAGGAGGAGGCAAGGAUCCCCAGUCGCCGUCGGGAAUUCGGGAUCGAACGGGGAGCGCCGACGGGAACGCCGACUCUCGGGGCGGCGGCGAGCAGUCGUCCACAGGGCGUGACGGGUCCCCUUCGUCGUCUGGCGCGGGAGCCGGUGUCGGGAGCAGUAGCGAAACGCCCUGCCCUGAGGAUGGUCAAGCAGCCGAUGAGAGAAGCGCAAGUGCAGACGAAACAGUCAGGUGGAAGUGCGUCGUCUGCUCGGGUCCGUACACAACUCCCGUGGUUUCCGUAUGUUGUUGGCACGUGCACUGCGAACGCUGCUGGCUUCAGACUCUGGGCACGAAGAGGCUCUGCCCGCAGUGCGACGCGGUCACGUGCCCGUCUGACCUGCGCAAGAUCCACCUCUAGGGAGGAAGGAGGGGGCGCCACUUACCACGCUCCGCUUCUUCCCCCCUCUCUCGCCUCCGAAAGGGCAUCGACGCGUCCAUCCUUCGUGCGUCGUCACGUGGUGCGAAGACGACCGUCGGGCCCCGAACGAGCGAGCUCGGCGUCAUUCUUUCAACGACGAAGUGCAAUGGUUCCUCGCCGCCGCGAGGCACAAACGGCCGUGAAAGUUCGCCGCGUGGUGUCGCGGCGUUACGGCGAGUUAUAGUCACGAUGGAGAGAUAUGUCGGGCUGCUCUGCGCACCGGGAAGUGGCGAUCGUAGUUGAUGAACCUCUCGACUUGACAGCCUAUCUGAAUUUGGGGAGCCGACAGCCGGCAGUGCUUAGACCCAGAAAGAGUUAAACUUUAAUAUAAUGCCGAAUUCUACAUGCACGGAAUUCUAGCGAUGCGUGAGCGGUCAUCACCUCUUUGUACAGCAAGGACAGGGCUUCCGAAACAAAAUUUCC
Rhipicephalus sanguineus (brown dog tick) is the source of this 2144-nucleotide messenger RNA. Its product is annotated as E3 ubiquitin-protein ligase Rnf220. The transcript has 15 exons. The record is from RefSeq and is a predicted model, not a curated record. The coding region runs from base 36 to 1661 and encodes 541 amino acids. Gene Ontology annotation, biological process: protein ubiquitination. Gene Ontology annotation, molecular function: ubiquitin protein ligase activity. Lineage: Eukaryota; Metazoa; Arthropoda; Arachnida; Ixodida; Ixodidae.